Messenger RNA from Brassica napus (rape), 1067 nucleotides. RefSeq names its product zinc finger CCCH domain-containing protein 36-like. NCBI's taxonomy places the organism in Eukaryota, Viridiplantae, Streptophyta, Magnoliopsida, Brassicales, Brassicaceae. Gene Ontology annotation, molecular function: mRNA binding; metal ion binding. The transcript has a single exon. Bases 229 to 729 code for a protein of 166 amino acids. The record is from RefSeq and is a predicted model, not a curated record.
AUAUUAUUUAAUUUUCUCAUCAGAGUUAUUAGCAAAGUGAUACUUCCUCUGUAUUUUAAACCGUUUGUUCUUGUGGUGCCAUCUUAAAACGGAUUGGUUUCAAGUUUGUAACUCUUGAUGUAUUUUAUUAUGCUUCUGUUUGCAGCACUUCGGGCUGUCCUUUCGGAGAGAACUGCCAUUUCUUGCAUUACGUACCCGGAGGAUACAAUGCUGUAGCAGCUGACAAACAUGACACCACCCAUGCCUCAAGUUUCAAGAAACAUGCAAGGGAGAUUCUCAGGGAGAGGAGACUCUGGUCCUGGCCACCUCUCUAGCUUUGGUGCCUCGGCCACUGCAAAAAUCAGCGUGGAUGCUUCAUUGGCAGGCGCAAUCAUUGGAAAAGGUGGAGUCAGUUCCAAACAGAUAUAUCGUCAAACAGGGGCGAAGCUAACGAUUCAAGAUCACGAGAGGGACCCGAACCUGAAGAACAUUGAGCUUGAAGGAACGUUUGAGCAGAUAAACGAAGCGAGCGUGAUGGUUAGAGAGCUGAUUGGGAGGCUCAACUCGGCAGCUAGGAGACCACCAGCUGGUGUUGUUGGUGGGGUUGGUUCUGAAGGGAAACCGCAUCCAGGGAGCAACUUCAAGACGAAGAUGUGUGAGAGAUUCUCUAAAGGAAGCUGUACGUUUGGUGAUAGAUGUCACUUUGCACACGGGGAAGCGGAGCUACGCAGGUCAGGAAUCUCCUCCUGAGUUAUUAUUGCUGGAGUUAGAAGAGAAGUUUACUUGCAAAACAAGUCUCUUCCUUUUGUGCUCAAUUCACGUCUUCACCUACUUACUUUUUUUUUGUGCUGUUUUCUUUUGUUUAUGAGAAUACAAUGUUAGUUUCAUUGUCAUUGUAUGUUUUUUUUUUAGAAUUUAGUUUUUGUUAGAUCAAGUUUGGGAGGUUUCAUGAAUGAUAUUCACAACAAACAGUGGCUAGGAUUUGUAUGCUGCCUUUAUUUGAUUAUCUCCAUAUCAUCUGGUCAUAUGAUUUUCUGAAUAUGUUGAGGGUUUUUCUUGUAGUAGAAAAAAUAUCUAUAGGACAAAUA